UCAUAAGCGAAUAGAAAGACUUAGUUCAUCUUCAUAUUCAUCUUAAUGUAAAAUGAAAACGUUAUGUUACUCUUCACAAUUAUUGUGUUUUUACACAUAUUAUAUAAAAACUCCAGUUCUGAGUAAUAUGAAAUGUGAAAACCCAGUUCGUUGUAAGUAAUUAUUCAUCGUCUCGGAGUCACCCGACGAAAUUCCGUCUAGUACCUCGGAAAACAGAAAUCAAUAAGGUGUGUAGUCAGCUAAUUGGAUUUCAUCAUUAGUCAUUCCAAGGGUUUCAUUUGCCAAAUUUUGUUAAUAUCAUACUUUGUGAAUCGUGUCAGGAAAAGUGUACAAUAAAAGUAGAAGAGCAUUGUCAGAAAGUUACGUAAGAGUCAUCUCGACUUCCAGCACAAAAGACGAAAACGGAGCCACAAUGAGCAGAAGGCCGUUGUCAGAAGAAGUUAGAGCAGACAGCAGAUGUCCGAUUUUUAAAGAAAAGAUUCAACAAGUAACUGCAGCUCAUGACACAGGAAAAGGCCAAAGAUUGUUGCAACACUAUAAAGCUUCCAUAUUAUGUUGGCCAGAGUUAUUUCAGUCACAAAUUAGCAUAAAGAAUUUAAUGAGCUACUGUGAAGACCUUGAAGUGGACACAGGUUUAAAGCAGCAAGGAGAAAAGGUCAAGGUCGGCUUCCACGAAGUAGACAUUUAUAUUGAUCCCGUCGAUCAUGAUAUCAAGUCAUUGAUACCACCAAAAGUGACUAUUCAGAAAUAUGAAUUAAAAAACUGGAAUAUUUCUGUAGACACCAUGAAUACAAGAGAUGAUUCAUCGAACAUCAUAGAUAUAGUCAUUGAGUCUGGAAAUGCAAGAAUAAUAAAGUCCGUGCACGGUUCCGAUAUGGUUCUAUUCAGGGAAGACUGCUUAGACAGCUUUGAAAACGGAAACAGUCCUCCAAAACAUACUGACGAUACGUUACGAUUGAAAACAAGAAGCGUUAUUGAGUACGUCUUGUUUGAACCCCUCGUAGAAAAAUGCGAAUUUCUCAGCCGUGUCCUCGACGCUAUUAAUGAAGAUCAACGAAAUCAGAUAAAGGAGACAAGAUAUGUUGCUGAAAUUAAAAGCGUUUAUCAAAAAGAAGAGAAAACUCAGACUAAACAGAUUGAACAAACUUACCACGACGAGUCAAGAGAGUGUACGAUUAUCCUUGAUGGCAUUGUCUUUGAAAAGUGUAAGCAACAGAGGGACAUUAUCGAGGAUUUGUUCGAAGAAAUGAUUGCUGUAAUUUCGAAAAGCCAAUUCAAAGGAAAAGUUCUUAAACGAUUAAAAACAAGUCGAAACAAUAGUCAUGAUAUUAAACAGGUAUCGCAAAUGCUUUUCACACGAGACGAAUCUGUUAAAGGAUGUGGCUACAGACUUAAAACGUUUCAUGUCGAUGUGGAAGAACUGUCAACACCUGAGGAGAAUUCAGAUCGUGAGAAACAAAUUAGGGAAAUGUUAAAUAAUUAUGGGAUUAAUGAUGUAAGGUUUAACUUUGUUUCCCCUAGUCUCGAUCAAUACAACUAUGUCGGUGCAUGUAUUGCUGCAAAGUGUGAAAUAGACACGAAAACGGGUACACUUGGAUGUUUCGCAAAUCAUGUAAAAGAUAAUGAAUCUGCUUUAUGUACUCUGUUUGCAAAACACGUUGCGCAAGGGUGUUCCCCUGAACUAUACGUCAGAGAUAAAGAUCAGAAGCUAGAAAGCUUUGCAAUACUUUUAUCUGAUACGUACGUUGAUGGUGGUCACGAUAUUGCAGCAGCAAAAAUAAACAGUCACUAUAUUUCAAGCUGUGACAAACAAUUUAAAAAUAUAGAAGAGAAAAAGGUUCCUGCAGAGUUGCACACAGUGGACGACAACACUUCACUUCAGGGUCAGACAAUUCACUUAUGGGGCGCACAUUCUAAACCAGGUAUAGGCAAGAUAAAUAUACAAGACUUCCAUUAUCAUGAUGGCACAGGCUCAUAUAUCGAAGUACAAGACGGAUCUAUUGCCCAGGGAAAGCCUGAUGCGAUACUGGCAGAACCGGGCGACAGCGGAGCUAUCGUUUGCAUGGAUGAAUUAAAUGGUGAAAAAGUAAGAGUUAUAUCUAUGCUGAUGGGUUCAACAAACGCAACUGUGGCACAAAAUGACCCUAAAGUAAAAAGAAAAUAUCUGACCCUUUCCUUGUCAAGCGGAUUGCAGACUCUAGAACAACGGACGAAAGGGAAGUUUCAGUUAGAAGGCACAGAAACCUACAAAGCACCUGCCGAACAUGUACAAGAUCAGUCUGUGUUGUUCGGUGCAAACGAUGAAGAGGAAAUAAAAGACAUUUAGAAAAUAACACGGAAAUAUCAACAGUAAAGAAGAGACUGCAAUAAAAUCAAAAGUGACGUAACGCAAUGAAUCCAGACGCCACUUAUAUCAAGUUCUUCCGUAUUUAUGUAGGAAUAAACCUCAUAAACAAUCAUAUUCUCAGUCCUUCAAUUUGGUUUUCUACUUCUUGUUCGCGCAAUAAGCCUUUCAGUGAGUUUGAUAUUAUAGUUGGCAACAAUACAAAAUACACUUAAAUGUUAUUCAACAGUCAUUAUUUAACAUAUUACGCCAUUUUGACUUAUACGGGGCAUUAAGUUUAAAAUAUUUUAUCUUAAAUGACAUGAUGCAUAAAUAUAAAGCACAAUUUGGGCAAUACAUGUUGUUGCAAUAUGACAGAUGUUUGGAAACCUCGUUCAUGUGUCCAUCGCGUAUUGACGCUAUUGAAAAAAGUGGUAAAAACGUGUUUGUGAUAUAUAUUUUGUUUGCCUCAGAAUUUAUUUUUUCAAGUGUCUUGUGUUUUUUAGGAUGCAUCAAAAGUUUUCAUAAUUGGUCAUUUUCAUAUUUCAAAAUAUUUGAAUAAUUUUAAUUUUCAUUUCUGUACAAUUUUAAUAAACUAUUAUUUUGUAACGCUGUUUCUCGGUACAUCUUAUAUAUUUCAUCAUGUUCAUGGUAACUGUCUUUUACAUGACUGUAAUAUGUUGUCUGUCUUUAAAUGUUUGACGACACUGAGCAUCAACAUGGACGAAAAGAAAAAUUUGCUUUUUCUCAAAUUAUGCUAGAAUUAUGACAUGUAAUAGAUCAAAAGGAUUUAAAAUUACCAAGACAACACAUUC
Messenger RNA from Mercenaria mercenaria, 3138 nucleotides. RefSeq lists its product as uncharacterized. Bases 413 to 2326 code for a protein of 637 amino acids. Lineage: Eukaryota; Metazoa; Mollusca; Bivalvia; Venerida; Veneridae. The record is from RefSeq and is a predicted model, not a curated record. The transcript is spliced from 8 exons.